AUGAAGUCACAAAAUUGUAAAUUUGAAGUAUUUUUCAAAAAUGACAAAGGUUUUGGAUUAAGACUUUUAGAGCCUUUAAAGAAAGGUCGAUUCAUAACAGAGUUUCCAGAAGCAUCAUCAAGUUAUGAAGAUUUGAGUGAUAUUACAGAUCAAUGGUUAACACAAGGUUUGUGGAAUGUUGUUCAGGACAAAACAACCAUCCAGGAUACAAAACAACUGGGCGGUAUAAUGUCCAAGUAUAUUAGUCAUUCAAAUGAGGCAAAUUGUGUUGUUCAGAAAUGGCAGGUGGGAGAAUUAAUAAUGACUGGACUAUACGCAAAAAGAGACAUUGAACAGAAUGAGGAACUUUUCUUGGAUUACACAGUUCCUUAUACCGGGCAUGGAAUCAUUGAUCCUAAGCCUGAUCCAUUAAUUGCAACUGAUAAGAACUUUUCCGACAAUCUCGGAAAACCAAUUGAAAAUGCUGAUGAUGUAAUUAAUUUCAGAAUAGAUUUGUUUCGUUGCACACACCGGUUUGAUAUGGCACCACAAGUAUUGGGUAGAUUAUCGAUUACCAAUGAUAUAAUUAUUCUCGGAUUUUUUAUUGAAGCACUAGGACUUGAUGUGUUGAGAGAUUUGUUGAAAGGAGAUCCUCCUAAUCUUGUCACUAUUAAAAAGGUAUCUUCUUUGGUUCUUCUUGAUAAUGGUGCUUAUAGCAUCAAAGUUGGUUAUGCUAUUGAUAAUGAAGAGCCAAGUAUAAUUCCUAAUUGUAAAGUAACAAGAGGAAAAGGUGAAAGAAAAACGUAUAUAGGAGAUCAGAUCAAUAGUUGUUUAGAUUAUUCUGGUUUAUAUUAUCGAUUACCUUUCGAAAGGGGGUAUCUUGUUGAUUGGGAAACUGAAAGAGAAUGUAAUACACCAACUACCAACCUUAUCAUUACAGAACCAUGUUUUAAUCUACCAAAUAUCCAAACAACCUAUGAUGAAAUGAUAUUUGAAGUAUAUGAAUUUAAAUCUUGUUUUAGGACAAUUGUCAAAGAAACUUGUUGUUAUGUUUCUAAAGAUUUUUUAGGAGAUCUUGAAAUUUGUCGAAAAAGCACAAGAAAUAACUCAAUUGUGCAAGAAUAUGUUUUACCUGAUUAUUCUAAAAAUCCAAAGGGAUAUGUUAGGGAAAGAAAAGCCAGUGGAAGAAGAAAUAAUUAUUCAGAUGAACAAGUCUUAUACAUGAACAAUGAAAGAUUUACUGUGCCAGAGAUAUUGUUUAAUCCUUCUGAUAUUGGUAUGGAUCAAGCAGGUAUACCAGAAGCAAUUGUAGCAUCAAUUAAUUCAAUUAGCCCUGAUACACAAGGGCUAUUCUAUGAAAAUGUUUUAUUGGUUGGUGGUAAUAGUUUAUUUUCUGGAUAUAAGGAAAGAAUCGAAAAAGAUUUACGUGUACUUGCACCAUCAGAUUAUGAAAUUAAAAUCGGAAUUCCUGAUAAUCCAAUCACAUAUGCAUGGCAUGGUGGCUCUAAAUUUGCCAAAACUAACGAAUUUAAAGAUAUGUCAGUCACAAAAUCUGAAUAUGAUGAACAUGGAAGUAAUAUUUGUUUGAAAAAAUUUGAUGGACGUCGAAAAACAAGGCUAGGCGAAGCUAAACCAUAUGAUACUUUAACUAAUAAAGAAGUUAAAUUAAUAUUGGAUCACAAUUUUUGCUCUCCAAAUAAUCUAACUGGUUUACUUUAUCUAUCAGAUCAAGGUGGUAUCGAAAGAAGACAGACAUCUCGUGUUAUUUUUAAAGAAUUAUUAAUUGAAGUUGAAUCGCCAAGAAUUGAUCUUGAUGGUUCUAAAGCAUGGAUCAAAGCUUAUCUAAAAGAUAAUUUUGUUGGUGGGUGUGAUAUUGUGCCAGUUAGGUGGAUUCGCGUGAUAAAUGAAUACUGCGUCAUAUUUCCAUUUCUGAAAAAAAAUAUAUCAAAAUAA
Entrophospora sp. SA101 is the source of this 1932-nucleotide messenger RNA. Lineage: Eukaryota; Fungi; Glomeromycota; Glomeromycetes; Entrophosporales; Entrophosporaceae. The record is from the annotation of a GenBank genome assembly.